Messenger RNA from Choloepus didactylus (southern two-toed sloth), 294 nucleotides. RefSeq names its product 28S ribosomal protein S36, mitochondrial-like. The record is from RefSeq and is a predicted model, not a curated record. Lineage: Eukaryota; Metazoa; Chordata; Mammalia; Pilosa; Megalonychidae. Bases 1 to 294 code for a protein of 97 amino acids. The transcript has a single exon. Gene Ontology annotation, biological process: 2-oxoglutarate metabolic process.
AUGAUGGGCAGCAAGAUGGUGUCUGCCAGCAGGGUCGCUCAGGUAGUCAAGCCACAUACUCCAUUAAUAAGUUUCCCUAAACCCAAUAUAUCAGAAGCUCUGAGAUCAGCAGGAAUGCCAUCUCACUCUUCUGCAAUUUCACAGCAUUCUGUGGGAAGUAAAUCACCAAAUUUGCUAAUGUAUCAAGGUUCUCCAGAUACUGCAGAAAUAAUAAAAUCAUUACCUCAGAAAUAUAGAAGGAAACCUAUGUCUCAAGAAGAAAUUGAAUUUAUCCAACAUGGAGGUCCAGAAUAA